GUAUUUGUAAAGAUAAAGCAGUCAUCAGGUAUUUGUUGCUGAUGCAGUCUCGUGAGAGUCAUCGUGAAGGAUCAUGCACAUCGUGAGAUUUGUCGUGAAGGAUCACCUACCCCGUGAGAGUUGUUGUGAAGGAUCACCUACAUAUAUGAACUAUCUUGUGUGUUUAAAUAUAAGCUUUUAUCGGUCAAGCCCGGGCAUCUUUUGCUUUUUAUCGGGAACAGAGCUUAUUUACUCACGAUAUCUCCGUUGAGAAUGCGCCGUGCUUUCUGCAUCGGCCUGCAAGAAUCUGUACAAUCGAAGCCGGACAUGACAAUGUGGUUUCAUGCAAUUGACUCUCCAAGACGGUGGCGAUCGAUGGCCCCGCUCGAUCACGCAUUUCACAAAGCGGCCUUAUCUAGUCUACAUCAGACAGAAGAUCUUGUCCGGAAAUUGACGAGCUGGAUCCAUGGUAUGACCCGGUUGUUUCGCCAAUUAAGAUGUCAGAGUAUCUCACUGGAAGUGACUCAAGACACUUAUACCUCUUCGUCCACGUGGAGAGCUGCGAUCUUUACAAAAGUUCGGAACUCUAGAAUGGCAUUUAUGACUCAAAGCGCCUGCCUGAUCUUAUGCGCGCUGUUCUAUCCGAUGUGCUCAGGAAACAGCCGAGCCUAAUGUAGGGACCACAAGCCUCAGCUUCAUAGCACA
This is a messenger RNA of Dissoconium aciculare CBS 342.82, 684 nucleotides long. RefSeq lists its product as uncharacterized. NCBI's taxonomy places the organism in Eukaryota, Fungi, Ascomycota, Dothideomycetes, Mycosphaerellales, Dissoconiaceae. The record is from RefSeq and is a predicted model, not a curated record. The transcript has 3 exons. The coding region runs from base 253 to 651 and encodes 132 amino acids.